UAUCAAUCACGUGAUUAAUAUAAGCGGGCUGAGCCCUGGGCGCCUUACCCGAUUGGGCCCCUCGCUUAAGGUCUAGCCUCCCAAGUGAAACCCCAGUGAAAUAUCCCGCGCCUUUACGAGAAUUUUUUCCCUUUCUUCCUUGUACCAUCCACCUCGACCAACUCCAAGGACGAUUGACGACCUUUCGCACUCGCCAUGCCUCCCAAGUUCGACCCCAAUGAGGUGAAGAUCAUUCACCUGAGAGUGACUGGUGGUGAGGUCGGAGCCCAGUCUGCUCUGGCUCCCAAGAUCGGUCCUCUCGGUCUGUCCCCCAAGAAGAUUGGUGAAGAUAUCGCCAAGAACACUGGAGACUGGAAGGGUCUGCGUGUCACCGUCAGACUCACCAUCCAGAACCGUCAGGCCGCCAUCUCCGUCGUGCCUUCCGCCUCUUCUCUGGUCAUCAAGGCCCUCAAGGAGCCUCCUCGUGACCGUAAGAAGGAGAAGAACAUUAAGCACACCAAGUCCAUCCCUCUUGAUGACAUUAUCGAGAUCGCUCGUACCAUGCGUCACAGGAGUUUGGCGAAGGAGCUCCAGGGUACCGUCCUGGAAAUCCUUGGUACCGCUUUCUCUGUUGGUUGCCAAGUUGAUGGCCGUAGCCCCAAGGAUGUCUCUGAUGACAUCAAGGCUGGCGAGAUCGAGGGUAAGUUUAAUAAACCUUGUGGUCUGGCGUCAGUAUAUUGACUCUUAUCUAGUUCCCUCGGAGUAAAUCAUGGUCAAAAAUCCACGGCAGUCCUAAUGUAUCGGCAUGCUAGUUAGGAGAAUAUGAUCAAUGUCUUAAAAAAAACAAAAUGUUUACGAG
Molecule: messenger RNA, 838 nt
Organism: Aspergillus alliaceus
Lineage: Eukaryota; Fungi; Ascomycota; Eurotiomycetes; Eurotiales; Aspergillaceae
Product: 60S ribosomal protein uL11
Exons: 3
Coding region: 196-720 (174 amino acids)
Biological process (GO): translation
Cellular component (GO): ribosome; cytosolic large ribosomal subunit
Molecular function (GO): structural constituent of ribosome; large ribosomal subunit rRNA binding
Source: RefSeq, a predicted model, not a curated record